AUGAGCAAUGCUCGGAAGGCUUUGUCCUGGGACACCCCUCCUACAGACCUUUUCGAGAAGCGGAAAGCACUUUUGAAAGCUCAAGUGAGAGACACAAUCGGUCAAGCCACAACCGCAGAGGCCAAGAAGAAGGUCGAAACAAUGAUUGCAGAAUUUCACGGAGAAAUCCCGGUGAAGCGAUUCCCGGAGGAUCUUCCGCAAGAUUUCCGUGAAACCCAUCACCUGCUUUCUUGCCUUUUCUUGGCAAACUUUCACGAAACCGAGGACCACGCAUGGGGUACCUUCGUCUUCAAGCGACAGCUUUGGCGUAGCAAUGAAGCCGGGGGUAUACUGAAGACCACCGCGGAAUGGCAUAUUUCAUUUGACCUCCAAGCUCGCGCGCCCAAGCCUUCCUCCAUAACCGCCACGGAUGGUCAAUCCGAUCAGCGGAUUGGGAAGAUUUCAGCUGAUACUGGAUCAGGCGGAGAUAUGCGGCACGAAAAACAUAAGUUCUGGUAUGCAGAGUGUCUCUCCAAUGAUCUACCAUCGCGUUGGAUACACCGGUCUUUCGCGAACAGAGCUAGUUUCGACAUGAUACGCUCCCAGCAAUACGAAUCACUCCAGUUCACCAAUUAUACGAUACAGAGAUUCAUCGAUGAAGAGGGAGAGAGGCCCGUGGACUCGAUUGAGGAGAUAUCCUUGAUCUUACUCCUGAAAUCCUCCCCUCAUGAGCGACUUCAGCGUUUCGUGGAAGAUCUGAACCGCCCUUUCGCAAAUCGGUUGGUCGGAUCGGAAAUCGAGACGAAUCCAGGUCGAAGGAUUGCGGAGACACUCGCCGAAUUCAACAAAAAACACAAAAUCAUGCUAGGCCCUUGGCAACUCCCGUCGCCUUGGGGAAAUUGGUGUCUGAAGGAAGAGUUCUGUUCUACCGGCCGAUCGCAUGACGAAGCCUCCUUUGCGUUCCACAGAACAUUGUGGAAUCCGCUGACAGCGUUCUCGCUUGUCGCGAGGUGGAACAUACGUACACUGCAGCAAGACACCGGGGGUAUAUUUUUGCUGCAAGAGCUUGCCGAUCCCCGUGGUGUGACGAGUUUGAGCGAUCACAUGUUACCGAAGGACAAAAGAUCUGAAUGUGAGACCCUUGAGGCAGAAGCCCAAAUGCUGAGUUACGUCGUAGAGGAGAAGACUGAAGCCAUGACAGAGCUCUCUCAAAUGUCGGUAUCGCAAGCAACAUUCUUCAAUGCAGAGCGUGUUGCAGUCAGGGAUUCUGCCUCUGGACCUUAUGAUCCAUUUUUUGAGUCAUGUCGUGAUGCUUCGACCAGCAGCCAAGCGGCAGGGGAGACGAACCGACAGGCUUCCGCCAUCCGGUGGACCCUGCGCGUGCGGAUACAGCGAUGCUGUACCGUGCCGACUCCCAGAAAUUAUGUGGCUUUAUCGCGUCAUUUGCAUGCUGCGCAUGCUGACAUGUUGAAACGUAGCUUCUCCGCUUGUAUAAUAUGCAUUCCUUUGUCGCAAUUCGUCAUAGCUUCCAACGAAGGGACUACCUCCAUGUUUUCCUCAAGUAAGACUCAGCAGCUCCCCGGCGAGGUGCCUUUUUAUGUAAAAGGCUGUUCGGGUGGCCAUAGUAUUUUUGGUAGCUCAACAUCUGAGGCAGCUCCCGCUGAGCUGAAAGAAGCGUUGGGGACGUACCGAGCUCCUCACGUCGUCUUCAAACGCUUUCUUGAGCAAUUGAGAGGUACCGUGUAUCAAGUAAUGAGGGAACCGUCGGCCCGCGUUACUUUCGAAUAUUUACAAAGGAGAGUGGAGAGGUACAACGCAUCUCAUAGCCCUACUUUACCUUCGACGGAUUUGCCACCGCGGAUCUGGAUGAUCUUCGCUCUCAGACUUUGUGUAUCCGUCGUUCCCUUAAUGAGUAGACCUAUACGAACAGGCUCAGUGAUCCGCAAAUCGCUUGGCGUAUCGCCUGGCAGGUGGUCUGGCGAACUGAGCGACUCAGCUGAUCGGGAAGGAUGGGACCCGGCCACGAUCCUCGAGGAGAAAAUAUUGGCCAGCGCAUAUCAGGAGUUGAAUGAGCUGGACAGUGAUUUCGACGAGCAGCAAUUGAACAAAGUCAUCGGUAGGCUAUGCGUAGAGUACACAGCAGGGCAGUCCAGUAAAACCCUCUGGAAGCCAGAUCACAAGCUUCCUCAAGCCUAUCGUAAAUGCGUCAUGAGAGAUUCGGCGCAUCUCAGGACGGCGGAUCGAUGUCUUUGCUUUGAGCGUCAAAUCAGGAGGACGGAUGGAAACGGUCGUCUCGUCGCGAGGGCCUUCUGGGUCAUUGCCGUCUCAAACAUACAGCAUGGCAGCCCCGAGGCCGGUGAUGACCCUUCGACACGGACCUCCAAACUCAACUUGAAAGGCAGCAAAAGUACAACAUAUGAUGAGGAAAGCAAGACCAUCGACAAAUUGAAUUGUGAGAAGAAGUUCGUAUGGCACGAUGCACCAAAAAUCCCGUCCAAAGACUUGCGUCAAGCCAUGGGUGGUGGAUGGCAACCCAUCAAGAAGCUCAGGGAAUUACGGGUUAAGAUGAACGACAAGUUGAAGCAGAAACCGGGGCAUCCGACUCCUGAAGAGACGUACGAGAGCCUGAGUGCGAUCUGCUUGCGAACCAACAACGGUAUUCAGUGGUGUCAUCUAAUCGGUGAGGAGACUAUGCCUGAAGGCUAUCGCGAGGAGUACUCCACGGAGGAAACCGUGUCGCUGGAAGGAAAUCUCUCAAGUCCCGGGCCUCUUUGCUUCAAGCGCUCACUUUUCAGGAGGCACAAAGACGAAUUGGUGGCGCAAGCAAUUUGGACUGUCCCAGUGGAUAUCCGUCUGUCUUUGACCCCGGAGCAUCCUUCAAACAAUAGUUUGGCACCAACCACGUCAUCGCUAGACACCAUGUUGACGAAGGUCUUCUCUUCGAUCCAGUCAAGCAUUGAAAAUGGGCGGGGGAUCGGAGAAAGUUUGGAAGAAGGAAGAAAGAGCCUGGAGCAGCUGAUGAGAUUGGCUGGGGAACUGAUAGUCGAACCGUGUCAGUCCACGUUUGGCAGCAUCGAUUCCAGUGUGCCGGCCGGCCAAUCGACACUGCAAAGGGACCUUUCCAAACAGGAAUACGAUGGCCCAAACAGGUAG
This is a messenger RNA of Filobasidium floriforme, 3132 nucleotides long. RefSeq lists its product as uncharacterized. NCBI's taxonomy places the organism in Eukaryota, Fungi, Basidiomycota, Tremellomycetes, Filobasidiales, Filobasidiaceae. The transcript is spliced from 9 exons. The record is from RefSeq and is a predicted model, not a curated record. Bases 1 to 3132 code for a protein of 1043 amino acids.